Centropristis striata (black sea bass) is the source of this 1176-nucleotide messenger RNA. RefSeq names its product parvalbumin beta. The transcript has 5 exons. Lineage: Eukaryota; Metazoa; Chordata; Actinopteri; Perciformes; Serranidae. Bases 584 to 913 code for a protein of 109 amino acids. Gene Ontology annotation, cellular component: cytoplasm; nucleus. Gene Ontology annotation, molecular function: calcium ion binding. The record is from RefSeq and is a predicted model, not a curated record.
UCUACAUAUCUUAAAACCAUUUGAGUGGCCAAAUGCUUUUCACAGUGAUGCAAUGCGGAUUGAAUAUUUCCUCCGGUUAUUAACGGUAGUUAAAAUUGGCUGUGAGUCUCUUGUGCUCAGCCUGCUGGCAGUUAGUUGGCUACAACUUUUACGCAGAACCCCAGUUAGAGGAUAUGACCCCUGCCUGCCUGGCCAGUAGAGGCCUGCAUCCACUCUCACGCAUAAACUUCAUUAAUAUUCUCAGAUGAAAUUUACAACAUCAGAAUCAGCAUCUUGAGUGCUGGCUGUAAAUUAUAUGAGUGCAGCUUGUCCCGUGAAGUCAGCGGGGCCUUCUCAGGUUUCCACACGUCUAGCUAUAGGCCUCGGCACACAUGGUAGCAUCCUCAUUUGUUCACCUAAAAAUAGAUCCAGACUACUAGACACAUUUUUUCGAAACCCAUGCAUCUUGGUACCUGAUACUGAAACUCAAAUCUCUGUAAAUGGUGUUGCUCAAGGCUAUAUAAGCGUGAGGAGACGUUGCAACAGCAUUCACUCGAGUCAGCCUUGGUUUUCACUCGCCUCAACGCAGCCCAAAGAAUAAAAAAUGGCCUUCGCUGGUGUCCUCAAUGAUGGUGAAGUCAAAGCCGCCCUGGACGGCUGCGCAGCUGCCGACUCCUUCGACCACAAGAAGUUCUUCAAGGCCUGCGGCAUGUCCGGCAAGUCCGCCGAUGAGGUGAAGAAGGCCUUCGCCAUCAUUGACCAGGACAACAGUGGCUUCAUUGAGGAGGAGGAGCUGAAGCUGUUCCUGCAGAACUUCUCUGCUGGUGCCAGAGCACUCACUGACAAGGAGACCAAGGCUUUCCUCGCCGCUGGAGACAGCGAUGGUGAUGGCAAGAUUGGAGUUGAUGAGUUCGCUGCCAUGGUAAAGGCAUAAAUUUCCAUUGACCAAGAUCCACUUCUUUUUCAUGGAACCGCGAACUCCUUGCAAGAUUCCUUAAUCAUCAGCUGAAAGAAUAUUUUUUAUACCUUAUUUAUGAGUUGCCUGCAAUUAUUUCUCAACAUGGUACACAUAUUAUACUGUGAAUGUUAACUCAGUUGUGUUAAAUGUUUUGGAAAAAUGACUUGUGCAAACUGUACAACACCAUCUGCACUUUUGAGGAAGAGUGAAAAACCAGGAAUAAAUACUCUUUUGGUUUA